This is a messenger RNA of Auanema sp. JU1783, 1311 nucleotides long. The record is from the annotation of a GenBank genome assembly. NCBI's taxonomy places the organism in Eukaryota, Metazoa, Nematoda, Chromadorea, Rhabditida, Rhabditidae.
AUGGAAAACAAGAAAAUAUAUUUUGAAGAAGCUGAUCGACCUCCAGCAUCUUACUAUGAUAAUGAUAUAUCUGAUGAUAUUCCUUUAAAAAAAGUUCCAUUCAAAACUAUUGAUCCUGAAGAAUGGCUGAAGGCUCCCGAAUUCAUUCCAAGAUCUCGUCUUAAUGAGGCUUUUGAUCUUCCACCCCAAUUCUCUUCCACAAAUGCUUUGACAACAGAUGAUUGUCAUGGAUAUUCUAACGUUUUGGCUCACUUUCCAGCUAAUCAAAUGGCUUUUCCACCUGCACUGCAAUCCAUAGCUUCUUCAGCUGUAGUACUUCCUAGCAUGGUUCCGAACCCCAUCACCUCAACCGCUUCUAACAUGAGCGGGCAGAACUUACCAACAUUCACGGCACAUCCGUCAGCAACAUUAACAGGCAUUCCGCAAGGAUAUUCAGCUAAUUUGACUUCAAUUCAAGCUGGAUUCGGAACUCCCAUCCCUGCCAUCGUUUUACGUAAGAAGAGAAGGAAACGCAAUCGUCACACUAAUUCUGUCUUGAGUUCAUUGAACUCACAUGAAACGGAAAUGACAGAGGUAGAGAAGGAUGUGCAGCCAGACUCUGCCAAUGUUCCAACUCAAAUAAUAGAAGAACAAUCUCACGAAAAGCUAAUUGGCGGAUCCUGCCCAGACCUCUCAGAAGAUCAGUUACAGAUGUGGGAUGAUUACUUAUACAACACAGCUGUUGGAUCCAUAGAUUAUGAAGCUGCCGUCUCUAACAGCGAUAAGAAAAAUAAUAAUGACAUAAUGAUUUCUUCAGCCGAACAGCAUGUCCAGGGAAUUACUAGUUCUGAAAUCCGUAGUCUGGAUAAGAAGUUGACAGAGAAUCCAAUGACAACUUCGACUGUCAUGCGAAAACUGAAUGAGAGGAAAACAACAAGUGAUGCUAAAACAGAGAAGACGUUGGCUUCUGAAUUGAACGCAGUCAACCAUGGGGAUACUCUUCAGUUCCGUCCGCAGUUGACUAAGUACGGAUAUCCUCAGAUCGAUUCUUCCAACGUUCAAAUGGCCACAUUUCACCCUGAUGGGGUUCGGACGGAGAUUGUGCGAAAAUACAGCUCAGAUGAUGAUCGUUUCGAAGAGGACUGUUUCGAAGGAAUGAACAUUACUGUGAAUGCCUUUGAUGCUUGUGAGGAUUUGACUUUAUCGGAUGUUGAGAACAGUUCUGGUCAAAGUCGGUUCAACCAAAUACAAAAAGCCUUAAAAAGAAAUUCUUUGCGUUCUUAUGAUGUUGGAUUGAAGCCUCCAGAACGGGUAUGCUGCUCCUUAAUGUAG